This is a messenger RNA of Salvia hispanica, 1044 nucleotides long. Its product is annotated as zinc finger protein JAGGED-like. The record is from RefSeq and is a predicted model, not a curated record. Gene Ontology annotation, molecular function: DNA-binding transcription factor activity. Lineage: Eukaryota; Viridiplantae; Streptophyta; Magnoliopsida; Lamiales; Lamiaceae.
UUAUCGUUAUUUCAUUUCUAUUUCUGCGCUCACUUUCUUCACCAUCACUCAACUAGCCCUCAGACCUCUAUCUACUUCUCUUCCAUCUCAAUUAUCAAAUUCAUCCCCUCCUUUUUCAUAAAAUUAAAUUAACUCUGUCGCUUCCAUGAGAUCAGAAGCCAAUUCACUAGACCUCAAUAAUCUACCUGAAGAUUAUUCUAGAGACGGCAAACAGACCUUAGGCGACACCUCUUCAUCUGCAGGGAAAAAGAAAAGCGGCGGUGAGGAGGAAAAAGAUGAAGGUGGGAAGGUGUAUGAGUGCAGGUUUUGUUCCCUCAAAUUCUGCAAAUCUCAAGCCCUUGGGGGACACAUGAAUCGCCACCGCCAAGAAAGGGAGACAGAAACCCUGAACAAGGCUCGUCAGCUUGUGUUCAGUAACGAUGUUGCUCCGCCUCACAUAAAUUACGUCUCGAGCGGAGGGUUUCAUCAAGCAAGCAGCAGCAGCAGCAUGGACGAAGCUUUCAGAUCCAUAUACCCAUCUGCACCUUCUAGAAUGUUCCCAACCACUCCACCGCCGCAGCCACAGUACGGAUUCCCGUCGCCUCCGCCGCCUCCCCACAGCGACUACUACAUGCUCUCCAACUCCUGCUACGCCGCCCCUCCGCCCAACGGGAGCUUCUACACCUGUAUCGGUGCCCCCGUUGCAGCUGCCCGGGGCCUCGAUGGUGACUCAUCGAUGCACAAUCAGGAUCAUGAGGGGCUCAGCUGGGGCCGGAGGUAGAAAUCAUCGUUCCAUUUCAAGAUGGAUGGAUGUGUGGAUUUGCAAGGGGAGAUGGAGUUUUGUAUUUUGAUCAAACCCUUUUUUGAGCUCUCAUUCUCACACAUUAAUUCGCAUUUCAAGAUGGAUGGAUGUGUGGUGUGUGUUUUUCUUUAGUUUCUUUUUUCUCACUUUUCUCUGCCUUGCAAUGAAUAUGUUUGGUGUAGAAGAAUGUUGUUAUUGUAGUUGUUGAAGGUGGACAACAACUUAGGUUUAAAUAAAUGAAACCAACAGGUUUAAUUUGUCCA